Lampris incognitus (smalleye Pacific opah) is the source of this 4363-nucleotide messenger RNA. RefSeq names its product ADP-ribosylation factor-binding protein GGA1-like. Bases 1 to 2001 code for a protein of 666 amino acids. NCBI's taxonomy places the organism in Eukaryota, Metazoa, Chordata, Actinopteri, Lampriformes, Lampridae. The record is from RefSeq and is a predicted model, not a curated record. Gene Ontology annotation, biological process: vesicle-mediated transport; intracellular protein transport. Gene Ontology annotation, cellular component: trans-Golgi network. The transcript has 17 exons. Gene Ontology annotation, molecular function: small GTPase binding; phosphatidylinositol binding; ubiquitin binding.
AUGGCGGCGCCUCCGGAUGAGGCGAGCUUGGAAUCUCGCAUCAACAAGGCCACCAACCCUCUUAAUAGGGAGACUGAUUGGGACAGUAUCAAAGACUUUUGUGAACAGCUCAACAAUGACCCAGAAGGUCCCCAGCUGGCAACCAGGCUCCUGGCUCACAAAAUCCAAUCACCUCAGGAAUGGGAGGCAAUACAGGCACUCAUGGCUCUUGAGACGUGCAUGAAGAACUGUGGAAAGAGGUUUCACAACGAAGUUGGCAAGUUCCGCUUCCUCAAUGAGCUUAUCAAGGUGGUCUCCCCCAAGUAUUUGGGAUCCCGUGCUCCAGAGCCAGUGAAGAGCAAGGUUCUAGAAAUGAUGUAUAGCUGGACAUUGAAUUUGCCAGAUGAGACCAAGAUAGCAGAUGCUUAUCAAAUGCUCAAAAAACAGGGUAUUGUCAAGCAGGACCCAGUGCUUCCUGAUGACAAGGCCCUCCCACCCCCUCCCCCCAGAGCAAAGAGUGCCAUCUUUGAAGAUGAGGAGAAAUCCAAGAUGCUGUCUCGCCUAUUGAACAGCACUCACCCAGAAGAUCUAAGGGCAGCAAACAAGCUCAUCAAGGAAAUGGUGCAGGAGGACCAAAAGCGUAUGGAGAAGGUGUCGAAGCGGGUGAACGCCAUUCAGGAGGUGAAGGAGAGCGUGAGCCUGCUGAACCAGCUGCUGGAGGGCUACAGCAGAGAGAGCACCUCCCAGAGCAACCAGGAGCUCAUUAAGGAUCUUUACCAGCGCUGUGAAAAGAUGAGGCCCACACUGUUCCGAUUAGCCAGUGAUACAGAGGAUAAUGAUGAAGCCUUAGCGGAUAUCCUACAGGCCAAUGACAGCCUAACACAGGUUAUCAACCUGUACAGACAGCUAGUGAAGGGAGAGGAGGUGAAUGGAGACAGCAAAACCAUGGCCUCAAUACCAGGCAGCAGUAGCACAGCACUCCUCGACCUUACAGGACUUGACACAUCACCUAACAAAGCAUCCACCAACCAAGACAUUAACUCUCUACAGGCGCCAUCUAAGGACAUUGGUGUCAGCCUAUUGGAUGAUGAGCUUAUGUCACUGGGACUGAAUGAAGUAACGCUAAACUCAAACCCUACCCCUCGGCUGGGAGACUGGAAUACUUUUCAGUCUUCAGAAGGUGUAAACCCAGUGGUACCUGCUGCAGUAUUAUUGCCAGCCGUGGCAUCGAUGCCCCAAGAUUCAAUGACAGGGGCCACAACUUCCUCCUCCAAAGCUCUGGAUGAACUAGACAUGUUGGGAAAGACCCUGUUACAGCAGUCCCUACCGCCAGAGAGCCAGCAAGUCAAGUGGGACAAGCUCCAACCCCAGCACUCCAGACCCAGUUUGAGAGACCUCCAGACCAAACCCAGCACCAACUCAAAUCCUGCACCCAGCGCAACUACUGGGGACACCUUAACUCCAAGCCUUGGCCCCAGCUUGGCCAUCUCCUCAGACCAGCCUGGGCUUCUGCUCAGCUCCGAUACCAGCCUUUCAGCUCCUGCAAAGGACACAACCCCCGCUGCCGACCCCAAGAACGACAUCUCCCUGAAUGAUGUGAACGUUCCUCUGGAAUCCAUUAAACCAAGUAACUUGUUACCUGUGACUGUAAUUGACAAGCACAGCUUCCGAGUUCUGUUCCACUUUGCUCGCAACUGUCCACCAUCCCGGCCUGAUGUGCUGGUGGUGAUCAUCUCCAUGUUGUCCUCAGCCCCCGUUCCCGUCACAAACAUCCGCUUCCAGUCAGCCGUACCAAAGGUGAUGAAAGUGAAGCUGCAGCCUCCUUCCAGCACCGAGCUUCCAGCCUUCAAUCCCAUCCUGCCUCCAGCUGCCAUCACACAGGUCCUACUUUUGGCUAACCCUCAUAAGGAGAAGGUGCGAUUGCGAUUCAAACUAACGUUCAAUAUGGGAGAGAAGUCUUACGACGAAUCUGGUGAUGUUGAACAGUUCCCCCCUCCAGACACCUGGGGGAAUUUGGAGUGAGAUGGACCCAACCCCGUUCUCUGAUGAGCUGCUUCCUUUAGAUAUAGGUUGAAGGUGCCCCCAUUUGUUGGUCAAGGCAAGAUGACCUUUUUACUUGUUAAUGGUUACAUACCGGGUUUGGCUCAAAAACGGUUUAAGAACAGUUUUUGGAAGUAGUUUCUACCUUGUGCCUUCCUUCAUAACCCUCCAGUCAUUAUUCCAUUACUCUGAUGUUUUUGCUUUGUAUUUUCCUUCCUCCUGCAGUUUAAAUACAAUCAGAGCUGAAUUAGUUGACUAGGUGAAAACUGGUAAAACAGUGAAUCGGUGCAGUUACUAAGGAGAGAGCAUGUGUGCAUUUAUGAUCUUCGCACUCUUGCACAACCUUUUCAAAAGGACUAUGUUCAUGCAGCUAACAGCUGGUGUCUUCGUUUCAUGUCUAAUUUUAUCUGGUACCCAACCAAUAAAGUAAAGCAUCCAAAUAUCAGGUGCAUUCCUAAAUUAGCACCCUGUGGCGGAGUGUCCUAAAUUUAGAUUAACGUCAGAGGUCCCAACUAUACAUUCAGAAGUAUUUUGGCCAAACGUUGUUCUUGAGUGCAGUCAAGAGACAAGCAGGUGCUUAUGCACACCUGAGGCUUUGGAUGUUUGAUAAUCAAUUGGCAACAUGCUUAGCUUCCUGACUUGUCUAACUCUACCAAAUAGCAAAUACUAAAUGUACAUGCAAGACACUUGGGAAAUCAUGAACCUUGUGUUUUCACAAACAACUACCAUUUGAACUACCCACACAUACAGCCUUUCGAUACUCCAGUGCCCUCUCUCCAUUCCAAGUUAUUUUAGUUUCUAAGUGGAGUAUCGGAAUGGAUUCACGUCUGCACCCACAGAAGACUUCACUGGAAACGUGGCAGAAAUGGGACCUGGAGGACUGAAUGAUUUUACACAGGGUGCUACCAUCCUUAAUGAACUUUGUAAAAAAAAAAAAUUUUUUUUUUGUAUAUUUAGAUAAGUUUCCAUUUGUAUUCAGUCUUGGGCUGGCUAUGUAUUGAAGGUGUGAAAUAACAGAAGGAAACCACAUCUCUAUCUUGUUAACAUGCUGAAAUUGAGGCUUUUAAUUUCUGCACUUUUCAUUACUCUUAACAAAAUUAGUUACCAAGUAAUGUUUUACUCAGGUUUUGUUUUUUGUUUUGUUUUUUUGAAAUUCCAACACACAUAACCUGAACUUAUGGUGCCCUUUCUCCUUUUGAGUUUUGCACAUGAAAUAAUUCAUCCUUUCUCAUUUGCUUCCUUCUUUUGACGGUUUACUCUUGAGUUGUCUGUGUUGACCUCCAUUUUGAUACUGCCAUAUGUGCCUGCAUUGUUUUUGCUUUUCCUUUACUUUGCAUCUUUGUACACCUGUUUUGGUUCAAAUUAAUAUGGUCAUAAAACAAAACAAAAAAAAAGCUUUUUCCUCGUUUUGAUCAUUUCACCAGUCUUUCUUUAUGCACGUUUAACUGAUUUUGACUCAUGUCUUUGGUCAAACUAAAUGACAUUGGAAGUAGACUGGUUCUGGUGACUACUUUUAUCCUGGGAUACUGUGAUAUGUAUUAUUACCUUACAACACAAGGGGGCAUAUUAGUAUGUACAAGGCUAUCUUUACAUUCAGCUGUGUUGUUUUCUGCUGUCAAUCAAUGGCAGGCUUGAGAGUCUGCCGACUGACUAUUCCAUUGUAAGUAACCUGGUACCAUGUCAAAACUACUUAUUUCAAAGUGAUCUGAAGAUCGGUCCUGUUAUGUUUCCUCUAGUCUACAUUCCAGUUCCGUUUUCUGACCUGACUGUACAAAAUUCAUUCAAUUAUGUACAUUUGCCAUUAUAUGCAAAGAGCAAAUAUUGCUGGAAGAAAUCAAGAAUGUAAGUGAAAAUGUAUCAAAGGGAAAUAAAGUUAUUCUUUUCUUGAAUUUGUUGUGGCUUGUUUUUCCUUGCUUCUUGGAAGAAGGAAAAAACAGAUUUUUUUUUAUUUAACACAUUGCACUUCGGUAAAAGAACAUGGGAUGCUGAAGCAUUAUGUAACUCCUACACAAAAUUAUACCAAACAACCAAUUCCGUCAACUGAAUUGUUUUGUCAAGCACUUUUUCAUUGGAAGAUACGAUGCAUGCACAACUAGCUGAACCAGCUGACUUGUGUAACCUGUUCUGUCCUGCAUCUCCAUUUUGUUAAAACAGGACACACUUCAAAGCAUACAGCUUAGUUUACAUUUCUUACGUUUAAGCUGCAAACACGGGAUAGCACUGAACCUUCAAUGUAUUUCAUGUAAUGUAAAUUCAAUGUAAAGUAAUUGUGAUUUGAAGUUUUGUAUUUGUAUUACAAACCCCAAUUCCAAUGAAGUUGGGACGUUGUAUAAAACGUGAAUAA